Ipomoea triloba (trilobed morning glory) is the source of this 2325-nucleotide messenger RNA. RefSeq lists its product as uncharacterized. The record is from RefSeq and is a predicted model, not a curated record. Bases 252 to 1766 code for a protein of 504 amino acids. NCBI's taxonomy places the organism in Eukaryota, Viridiplantae, Streptophyta, Magnoliopsida, Solanales, Convolvulaceae. The transcript has 7 exons.
AGUUUUCCCGCUUCGAAAACGGAUAGAUCUGAGCUGUUGUGUACUGUUACCAAGGCACAGUAAAGAUAUUUUCUGGUGGCAACUCUACUAAACUCUGCCUGAGAGCUUCGGCGAUCCGCCGGCGGCCUCAAAUUCACACCGCACUUUUCGAGCUCAGCCGCUAAUUCCUGAAACCGCAGAAACUCAGAUUUAAUCUGGUCUGGUCGUCGUGAUCGAGCCGAGAGCUUUCUUGGCCAUUACAUGCCCAAGAUAUGAAACCAAAGGAAACUGGACAAACGCUUAACAACCUGCCCAAAAAAAAGCUUCAAGAAUUAUGCAAGAAAUACGGUUUGUCUCCUUAUAAGGCAAAACCUUUUCUUGUGGAUUCCUUGAUUUCAUUCUUUAAGGCAACAGAUGUUGAAACUUUUGAGGCCAUUCAGUACUCAUUGGAAAACAAUCAAAGUUCUUCCUACGUACACAACAAGAGAGGGAAGGCAUCUGCUUCCCCAUUCAUUCCUCAAACCGACAGGAUUGCAUUCAAAGAUACUGUUCAUACCACACAAGCAAGUUCUUCUAAAACCACAUUUGUAUCUGGGGUCAAGUCAGUACAUGCUCCUUUUGAGUUUUCGGUCAUGUCAGAAGAAGGAGUCAACCUUAUUGUUGAUUUGAACUCAUGUGUAUCAGACUGGUUUAAGAGAUUGGAAAAUGAGGUGUGCAUAUGUAAAAGUUUGCAGAAGCAAAAAUUUCAGAGUUUUCGUCAGGAGCUUCAAAACCUGGGAAAUAAACAACUGACAAAUUCAUUUACCAGGGAAACAGAUUCAGACUGUAGGAAUCAGAGCUUUGUACAUACUGUCUCUUCCCCAAUUUUAUGUAGUGAAGCGAAUGGUGUAUCCGGUAAUCAAGAUAAAGGUGAUAGAUUGUUGGAAUCCUCUGCAACAAAAUCUGGUUACCAUUCUGAAAAGCAUUCUGCAUGUAUGGGAGAAAAAGAGGAGCCUCCACCAUUUUCUAGACACUCUUCCAAUUUACGUAAUGAGAUUGUCUCUGAUACUUACUUGAGAGAGGAGACGGGAAGUACAGAUCCAAAUGCUUCCUAUGCCUCUGAGGGUAUUGUGGAAACUAAUGCCACCUGUAUGGCACUAUGUGGACCAGAAGAAAUAUUGGAGGACCAGGAUGCAAAAUUUCAUAAUGCUUUAACAUCUGGUGGGCAAAAAACAAGUAGUUUCAUAGAAGAUGUAGUUGUGGUUAAACCAGAAGGAAAAUUGGAGAAUCAGAAUGUAAAGCUUGGUAAUGAAAACAGCACAGAUAUAGACACACAGAGUACUUGUAGCCUUGACAAGCCCAUGGUACUUCUAGAUGUUCCUUCAGCAAACGAUACCACAGAGGCAUGGUUUUCAGAUGCCAAAUUUCACGAGAAGUAUGCAUCAUGCUCGUCAGUGCAUGAUUGCUCCAUGGAUUUGGUUGAUGUUGCAGAUAGCAUCAAACCAGGUGGAUAUUCAGAUUCAUGUGAGGAUGACCAUAGUUCUUUUGUGGAUAACAAGCCUAAAUCAGGAGGGGGAAAUGACAUCUUAUCUUGCCGCACACAUCUAAAUGACAGGCAUCUGAAGGGGAAAGAAUCUUCAGACAAAUUGUUGAAACGAUUAGAGUUUGCAUCUGAUGGAAAACAAAGGAGAAAGAGAAGUAAUGGUGAAUCUGAUAAGGGUUUUAGCUGCAACGAAGGAAGAAAUUUAAGAAGUGCAAAGCGUCUUCAAGUUCUUCCUAGAAGAUCCAUGCGGCUAUUUUCUAAGUGAGGAGAACCACAUCUUAUUCUGUAUUAAAUUUGUGGACAGUGACUUGUGACACUGAAGUUUAGAGGCAUUAGAAAUCCUGGUCAAUGUUACAGAACAUUGUUGAUGUUGCUGCACAAAUACAUGUGUUAGGUUGCCAUUCUAAAACUUGAUUCAGAAAAAGCAUUAAUAUCAAUCAAGCUCAGCCGCUCAGGUCUGCUCCAGAAUGCCUUGUAGCCCCCCCUCAUAAACUACUAGACAUUUGAUAACCUUGUUCUCAUUAUUUGUUUACCAGAUUGUCCUUUUUCUCUUUUUAUUUCCUAUUCAUAUUUGUAUAGAUUAAAUCACUCCUUACAAUUCCCCUCUAAAACUUCCAGGCAGAUUUGGUUGGAACAAUAGGCAUUUAUCUUGUUCAAGAAUUAACUUAGGGUGUGUUUGGUUGACACAUUUAGCUAUUAGGAAUGGGUAUCAAAGUCAUUGGUAUUUGUUUGGUUGAUAGGUUUUUAGAACAUUACUAUGGUUUUGAUUACCCCUUAAUUGCAAAACUCAUUCCUUAAUAAAAUAAGUGUUUCAUCCAUUUCUU